This is a messenger RNA of Orussus abietinus, 2478 nucleotides long. Its product is annotated as glycosyltransferase 25 family member. The record is from RefSeq and is a predicted model, not a curated record. NCBI's taxonomy places the organism in Eukaryota, Metazoa, Arthropoda, Insecta, Hymenoptera, Orussidae. Gene Ontology annotation, molecular function: procollagen galactosyltransferase activity. Bases 299 to 2005 code for a protein of 568 amino acids. The transcript is spliced from 10 exons.
GACAUUCUUUUUCCCCCAUGCAUAGUUCCUCUUUAAUUUAUGGUUGUAUGGCCCUCACUCUUCUCACUUUUCUAUAAGCCCCACCAACAAGCCCAUUCACACACACAGGAGUUAAUUUAAAGCUCACUUCACAAACACUAGUCUGCCUCCCGCGCCUUAUCAAAACGGAGAAGAGAACGAGACAAAGAGCCAUCCGGUGGCCUUAUCGCGACAUGGGCUUUCGUGAACCGUUCUUUAAAGCCCGUAUCUCCUAAAAACGUACGCGACUUCCCUCGGGUUCAUCUUAAAACGCACGAAAAUGCAAAUAUCGGCUCGCCUGGUUUUUCUCCUGAUAACCUGCUUCCUUUCGGCUGCAUCGUGCACCAGAGCCGUAAAACAGCCGACGGUUCUCGUGGCAGUUCUGGCUAGGAACAAAGCACACACGCUUCCGUACUUCCUGACCCUCCUGCAGCAACUGGAUUAUCCUAAGGACAGAGUUUCCCUCUGGAUUCGGAGCGAUAAUAAUGUCGACGCAACGGCUGAGAUAUUAAGAAUUUGGCUAGACGAAAAGGGGAGAAAUUAUCAUUCCGUCGAUGUCGAGAUCGACAACGAGUCGAAUGGAAUUCAAGGGGAAAAAGGAAUCGCCGACUGGCCCUUGGAGAGGUUUAACCACGUUAUCAAUCUGCGAGAGGAGGCCCUAAAUUACGGGAGAAGAAUCUGGGCCGAUUAUGUUUUCAUGCUAGACGCGGAUGCGUUCCCGACGAACCCGAAGAGUUUGCAACUCUUGACGGGGAAAAAUCAAACGAUUGUUGCUCCGCUCUUGAAGUCGGAUGGAAUGUACAGUAACUUUUGGGCAGGCAUGACUUCGGAUUAUUAUUACUUAAGGACGAACAGAUACAAGCCGAUUUUAAACCGAGACGAGACAGGGUGCUUCGACGUGCCCAUGGUUCACACCGCUGUUUUAAUCGACCUGAGGAAAGCAGAGAGCGAUCUCUUGACGUAUCAGUCUGAAAAUCUAGAGGACUACGAUGGGCCCAAAGACGACAUCAUUACUUUUGCAGUCGGUGCUAAUAAGUCAGGGAUUCCUCUCCACGUCUGCAACGACGAGGUGUACGGUUACGUGAUGGUCCCCUUGGAGAACCAGGGCACGAUUGGCCAUGACUUGCAACAGCUUACUAAUUUGAAACUGGAGAUAUUGGCCCAAGGGGAACCAUUGCCACUCUCGCAGAUCAUGUCUCCCUUUGUGAGGUACCCAGAAAGGGACAAACUUGGGAUGGACGAAGUCUACAUGAUAAAUCUGGAAAGAAGACCGGAGAGGAGAGUCAGGAUGGAACGUUGCUUCAAAGAGCUGGGCAUCGAUGCAAAACUGGUAAAGGCAGUGGACGGUAGGACUAUCGAUACGAAGAUGUUCGACAAUUGGGGAAUGUCGAUGAUGCCCACUUACUUGGAUCCGUAUCACAAGAGACCAAUGACCAAUGGAGAAGUCGGAUGCUUCCUUAGUCACUUCUUGAUAUGGGAAGAGGUCGUGUCGAAUAAUUAUACCCGAGUGAUGAUCCUGGAGGACGAUAUUCGCUUCGAGCCGUACUUUCGGCGUAAGGUCAAUUUCAUCAUAAGCGAAUUAACGAGGCUGGACCUUGAUUGGGACUUGGUGUACCUCGGAAGAAAGCGAAUGCAGGAGCAAGAGGAGCCGAUGGUGGAGGGUUCCGAAUUUCUGGUCCACGCUGGAUACAGUUACUGGACCCUGGGAUACAUGUUGUCCCUGAAAGGGGCCCAAAAACUGAUCGAAGCCAAGCCCUGUGAAAAUAUGCUGCCCGUGGACGAGUUGUUGCCCAUUCUCUUCGACAAGCAUCCCAGGACCGAAUGGAAGGAGUACUUCCCAAACCGCGACCUGGUGGCCUUUUCGGCGUCACCUCUCCUGGUUUACCCAACACAUUACACAGGGGAAUCCGGCUACAUAAGCGACACCGAGGACUCGAACGUCGUGUCGAAGCUAGAGAACCAAAAAAAUAAGAAAGUGGAGCUCUGAAGGCUCUUCCUUCCAACUAUCCCACCGUGCCAUCAGAGUGAAACGCUCUAUUUUUCAUACAAUCAAGCUGCUUGCCAUUAAUACUAAUACUCUACAAGAGAUCUAACUUUAGUUAUAACUUUUUAUAAUUUUGUAUAACACGACCCAGGUAGACCGUCACACUACCGUCGAGUGUAUCGAGUCUAUCCAAUCAAGACAAAUACCUAGAUUAAUGAAAAUAAAUUCCAACGUGCCAUGUUCGUUAACCCUCCCGAAUCUGUCGUUUCAUCCCCAGCCCACCCCCUUAAUAGUACUACACAGGGAAAACGGAUACACAAGACCAGACGUAAAAAACUGUAAUUUUUAUUAAUCGUAAUAAUAUGAUUAUUGACAAUGACGCGGCUAUGUGCACAUUAAAACACCUUAUCUUUAUCUUACAAGACCAGCUUCUCUUGUACACUAUGUACAGUAACUAAAUAUCUCGUAUUACUCAU